Messenger RNA from Arachis ipaensis, 1739 nucleotides. Its product is annotated as YCF20-like protein (DUF565). Lineage: Eukaryota; Viridiplantae; Streptophyta; Magnoliopsida; Fabales; Fabaceae. The record is from RefSeq and is a predicted model, not a curated record.
UUUUCUUUAGUAGUGUCUAAGAAAAAAUAAAUAAAACCCCAAAAAGAAAAAAAUGGCCAUGGUCAUGGACAAAUAGCAAUGAAAGCAUAACAAAAAUGGAUUUCUUCUUCAAUGAACAAAACCCAUUUUUCUUUCUUCAUUACCCUUUAGCAGCAAGCACUAUACUCCAUAGGGAACUAAGAACAGAGAAGCAAGGACAACCCAAUAAAGUUCUUCAUCAUGAAAUUUCAUAUUCAAGCCCCCUUUUUGGGUCUCACACACUGAAAGGUGUGAGGAUUAUGCAAUUUGCUUUUUGCUUUCAACCAGAAUGGCAUCACACAAUUAUAUGGCAAGUGCCAAAUCUGUAUCUCUUCAUUGUAUAAGUUCAGGUGUUUCUCAAUCUGCCAUUGCUGCACUCUUUUGUAAAAUCAAUUUCGGCCAGAAGCAAUUCUCUACUUGCUGUUUCGGUUUCACUCAACCUUGUUUGAUUGACAAGUUCAGGAGGAUGACAUGGUCUAUAAGAAGCAGCUUAAACGACAGUGGUUUUAGUCCUUCCACUUCUAACGGUACCAAUGGAAGAACACGCAUAAUCCGAGUGAUUCAAGAGUUUCAGACCACGUUAGGUUCGAAGAUUCAGGAAGUAAAGAAAAAUCUUCCGCUGAAGCUUCUUUCCUUCCUGGUUGGUUUUUAUUGCGCUACUGCAUUUGCCACUGUUAUCGGACAAACAGGUGACUGGGAUAUUCUAUCUGCUGGCUUAGCCGUGGUUGUUGUGGAAGGCAUCGGCGCUCUCAUGUAUGGAACUUCUCUUCCAUUUGUUAGCAAAGGAAUCUGACAAAUCUGGUUUGACGAACUGCGGCUGCCUCUCACACUUAUUUAAAUUAAGCAGAAGUCCUUCCAUGUGAGUUGGAUUUUCGCAGUGAUAAUGACACGCAGUCUGUUCGGUUCUCCAUCACAGAUAUGUUUGAGACAUGUGAAAGUGUCACUUCUUUGGACAUAAUUUAGACUGUAAUUUCUAAGGUUAGCAUUGCUGAAAGCCAUUGCUCAAAUUAAGAAGGUAGUCCAUUCAAGCUGUUAUGUCAGUCAUCAGUAUUUAUGAUCAGCAGAGCAAUAGUUUUGACUUAGAUAAUUAAAGGACAUUGAAGCAAUCGGCAACUUCAAUUUUUACCAUAGAUGGAUACUGAGUUCUGUUUGAUCAAUGCUACAGUCCUUCAUUCCCUUAUUCUUAAGUUGGUUCAUCUUGGUGUUGAAUCUUUGCUGUCAGGGUUGCUGGUAUUCAAGUUCUUGAAGGUCAUUCUGACAGCAGAACAAACAAACCAAACUUUUUAUUGGCUUGUGAGUCGUGAGCACAGAUGAUGAACCACAAAUCCUUUCGCAACAUGUUAGUUAUUGAAACCAAGGAAACUCGAUUCAGUUCUUGGCCUGGUGAUUUCAUAUUUUAAGUCUGGCACAAGAUUGGCUCAUGCAGUGAUGUGAUUGUGAAUCAUCUUCUUGCAAGAACUCCAAGAUUGUUUGUCAUCUGCUGCAGGCUCCAUCAAGUAAUGCAGAUGAUGACAUAUGUUGAUUCACAGAUUUUGUUUAUAUAUGGUAGACUCCUGCAACAUGUUUUGUGAAGGUUAUAUAUAAUGUUUAGAGAGUCUUUGCAUUUCUGGUGUACAUUUGGAUCUUGAAGAUUGUGGUCUUGUGGAUGUAAAUAUCACUUUUUGAUGAACCUCGAGUUUUGGUGAAAGUAUAUAUGAAAUUACUUUUUAGUUUAGCAAAAA